Molecule: messenger RNA, 3105 nt
Organism: Antechinus flavipes (yellow-footed antechinus)
Lineage: Eukaryota; Metazoa; Chordata; Mammalia; Dasyuromorphia; Dasyuridae
Gene: SAXO6
Product: Mdm1 nuclear protein
Exons: 15
Coding region: 131-2341 (736 amino acids)
Biological process (GO): negative regulation of centriole replication
Molecular function (GO): microtubule binding
Source: RefSeq, a predicted model, not a curated record
GGGGACGCCGGCCCUGACUCCUAGUCCAGGGUGCGACCCGUGGGGCCCCGCCCACGGGGCUCUUUGUCCCGUUAACUGUCCGGUGCUGGAAGGAGGGUUGUGGCCCGGUAGCGGCUGGGGCGGCGGAGACAUGCCCGUGCGCUUCAAGGGUCUGAGUGAAUACCAGAGAAAUUUUCUGUGGAAAAAAUCAUAUCUCUCAGAGAUAAGUAAUUCUCCAGAAAGUCAAAAAAGUCCAUGGGCUGGACUUCGAUCAGAUCAAAUAGGAAUCACAAAAGAACCAAGUUUUAUUUCAAAGAAAAGAGUUCCUUAUUAUGACCCAGAAAUUCCCAAAUACCUUGAAUGGAAGGCAGAAGAUAGCUCUGAAAAUGAGUUGGUUGCAUUACCAGAAUCUGAAGUCCCAGAAGUGCCAAAAUUGCAGGAAACAAAAGAAAAAGGAGACCUGACUGAAGAAAGAAUUUUAACUCCUGAGGUCCUAAGAGUGCCCAAGAAGGUUCAAUCUCACUCUGCUGACUCUAAAGUUGAAGAAGCUGUUGAUCCUGUAGAUGAUAAUAAAGAAGCAAUUUCAGAUCCCACACCAAUGAAUAGGAAUGCAGAAACCCAAAAAUGUACUCAAGGUCUUUCAGAAAAUGUCCAUAAUCAGCAGUUGGACAGGAUUCUACGGAGGAAAGCAGGAUUGUCUGUUGCUCCUAUAUAUCAUUCCCUCAGAAAUUCUGAAUAUCAAAGACAAUUUGUAUGGAAGACCCCAAAGGAGAACUCCCCAGUUCUUGCAGCUGAUCAGGUUUUUUUUAGUAAAAAUAAAUCUGUUCCACCUUUCAAAGUUGAUGUGACUAUCCCUGAAACAGAAUACAAGAGGAAUUUCAAAGGUUUGUCUCCAAAGAAAGAAAGAAGAUAUAGGAAUGAUUUGAAAGAGAAUGAAAAUCCUGAAAUUGACUCCCCUGAGAAGUUUCAGAGUAGUAAUAAAGAGAAUUCAUCAAAACAAAGGGAAGAAGAAAUGGAACCAAAAGACAAAAUCUCUCCCCGUAAAUACCAAAGGAAAGCAAACACUGAAUAUAGAGCUAAAUUUUUGUCCCCAUCUCAAUAUUUAUACAGAGAUGGUGCUUGGAAACGUGUGAGGGAGAACACGCUAAAUCAGGGUUCUCAAAACACCCUAAAUUCCCUGUGGUAUGCUGAGGUUAAAGAACUUCGAGAGAAAGCUGAGUUUUACAGGAAACGGGUACUUGGAACACAUUUUUCCCGGGAUCAUCUGAACCAGAUUCUCUCUGAUAACAAUUGCCUAUGGGAUGUCUCUUCUGUGUCCAGUUCAGAAGGAACUAUUAGUAACAACAUUCGAGCCCUAGAUCUUGCUGGAAUUCCUACCGGUCAUAAGACAUUACGGAGCCAUGAUUCCAAAAAAAAGGCAGAAGAAAGUCCACCUUUGGCAGCACAGUGCCAGAAAGAUGCCACAGAAAAACUGGGAGUGUCAGAUGUUCCCACACUCCCUGUUAGAAGAAAACUGGCUUGGGAUGAAGGUAGCACUGAUGAUCAGAUACAUAAUCAUGAAAGAAGAGUGGAAGAAGAAAAAAAUGAGGGUGACAAGCAGGAUGGUGUAGAGGAGGCCAAGGAAUUAGAAGAAAAUGAUGCUGAUGCUAAGAGAGACAGGAGCCAAGAAGGAGAGACUGCUUCCCUACGGAGUGCAUUGGCUGAUAGGUCAGAAGCUUCUUCUGUGUCCUCAGGAAAGGGGGGUCGGCUUCCAACUCCAAAGCUGAAGGAACUUGGUGGAGCUCCAAGGACUCAUCAUGAUCUAACUACUCCUGCUGUUGGGGGUGCUGUUUUAGUGUCUCCAACUAAAGUGAAGUCUUCAUUCCUAGAGCACAGGAAAAAAAAGCCUUCUCCAGAUUUCUUAGGAGAAAUUUCAAAACAUGAUUCUAAUCGGAAAGAACUUGGGCCUAGACCCUUAUUGACUCCUCCAGCAGCUGGUAUGAAAACAAUGGAUCCCCUCCCUUUGAGGACCGAGAUUGAAACUAGUAUUUCCAAACCUGAGGGAGCUUAUCCAGGCCCAAAGGCUUCUGAGCAUUCCAUAAAAGUCCCCAUGCAGGGGACUCGGCCUCUCUGUGCUCCAUUGCAUUGGAAUCCAUCUUGUCGCAUUCAGGGGGCACUCAGAAAUGCAGAGUUUCAGCAUAAUGGAAACUUUGUGAAUCCAAGAACAAGCCAUUACAAUUUACCUCACCAAGAAGUCAAUUAUGAUGAAGAUGAUGACAGAUUGUCCCAGAUCUCUGCUCGGUCUGCAGCCUCUAGUCUGAUGGCUUCCCAAACUUUGGCACGUGCUAAGAAAAGGAAAGAGAGUUUUUGGGGAAAAAAAUAGUGCUCUUUAUGGUUAACUCUUUCUAUUUUGGUGACUAUUGCUGUGAUUAUUAUUUUUUUCAUUCCACAUGGAGUUGAGGUUUUUGGAAUUCUUGUAUUUUUUUGGGGAAAGGACGGAAGGUUGGCUUUGUCUAGGGAUAUGAGUAACUAUUCUAAUCAUCAUUUUAGUUCAGUCCUUUUAAUUUUUUUUCUUUAUGUUGUAGAUAGAUUAAAUUUUAUUUUUAAAUUAAUUGCCAUUUUAGAUUAUUCUAAAAGGGUACCAAUGUGUUUACCUAGUUCUUCACAUGUUCUGAACAUAACUAUUUGUCAUCAAGCAUAAUUGGUAGAACUGAGAAUUAUAUCCAUUUUACCAAAAGUAUUCUGAAAAGUUAAACUGUGUAAAAAUCAAGAACUAAGUUUGAAAUGUGUGGUUUUGUAGGAUUGGUUAUGUAUAUUUGUUAACUAAAGAUGUCAUUAAUUGAAUUUUUACCCACAAUACUCACUUCUAGUGUUUUAAAAAUUUUUUUAAACAUUUUCUUCAGAAUAUAGUCACUCUAUUAGAAUGAUUGAAAUAAUUGUAUUUAGUUGAAAAUAUUAACUGUAUAUAUGUUUUUUUACCUUAUAUAAGAAAGUUUGCUUAAGAAUAUGUAUAUUUUUGGUCUCUGUUUUCUAUUUGUAUAAGAACUUUGUCUUGCAUUUUAAUAAUGUUUGAAAGUGGAAAAGUUAUUUGUACAAUGAAGCAUUGAAACUUUGUAGACAUUUUCAAAUAAAAAAUGAUCAAGUGUG